AUGGGCGUGACGGGGGCGCUCGAGAAGGUCGCUGGCUUCAAACCCGCCUCGGAUCCGACCUUCGACGCCGCAAGCGAUGUCAUGAAUAUCACGAUGACAGGGCACAGUCUUAGGGGGUCGCAGGCGCCUGGUCCGCCUGUGCCGACCGGCGCGGCUGCGAGCGGCAACGACCCUGUUCGCGACUACUCGCGUUUCGGCGGCCCUUCGACGGUGCCCACGCGUCGUGCCGCGCUGAUGCUGAGGGAGGUGGCCAUGCGGGGCGAGGAGCAGCGACUCCGCGGGCUGUCGCCGGCUUAUUUUGCGCGCCAGCAGCAGCUGCAGCAGCUGCGAGAGGCAGUGCGUGUCGGAUCUGACAUUCUGACGCGCAAGAGCGCUUCUCCAGACGAGUCAAGCAGGCUGACUGAAACAGCACAGGCCGUCCACGACCUUCACGAGGCGAUUGAGGCGGUGCGUCCGCCACUCUCCGGCGCGAUGAAGCCAGACGACGAGAAGAAGAUGUCCAAGGCUCGCGCGCUCGAAGAGGAGCUGAAAGCCGAGCGUCUGCGCGCGGCCGAUGCUGUGGCUGAGCGGCGGCGCGUCGAAGCCGUCGAUCGCCUUCGAGCCGCAAUGUGUCCUCGACUGGACGACGAGCCUCUCGCCGAGAGGAUGCAUCUGCUCGAGGUGGCAAUCAGCGAGGCCGAGGAAGAGGACGCUGCCGCGCAGGAUGCUGCGCUGCUCGUCGAGGCAGCAGCGCGGCUGGAUGCGCUACGUGAGGCGCGGGCGGAGGAGCUGCGAAAGGAGGCCGAGGCAAACGCGGCGGCAAGAGCGGCGGCCAGAAAGGCGGCGGCCAUCGCCCAGCUUCGAGCCGUGCUCGCGGAGAGUGUCGACGGGCCUGUCGAUCGCCGGCUGCGUCGGCUGGAGGCGGCGCUGUGCGAGGUGAAGGCGUCCGGCGUGAUCGAGCUGUGGACUCCAUCCGGCGUGAUCGUGCACGUGGACGGAGAGCCCCAAGUCGAGCACGAGUUGCUCGAGGAGGCAGCUCGCCUCGAAACAGCGCUUGCGCACGAGCGACAGGAGGAGCAGGCUCGCGCGGCAGCGGCGGCGGAGGCGGCCAGACAGGCGGCGGCGGAGGCGCGUGCAGCGUCCAGAAAGAAGGCCGCCAUCGAGCGGUUGAGCGAGGCGGUCGACAGAGCAGACGAGGCGGUCGACAGCGCGGACGAGAACGAGCACGAGGGAGAUCUUGAGGACGUGCUCACGCUCAAGGACGUGCUGGAGGAGCUGCAGACGGCGCUGUGCGAGGCGAAAAACGCCGGCGUGACGCCUGAUGUGCCGGUGCACAACAGCACGGGAGGGGACGGACUGCUUGCCGCGGCGCGUGAGCUGUUGGUCGCAGUGAAGGCGGCGCACUGGGCGCGGGCCAUGCGGCUGCCACGGGACGAGUGCGCGGUGGCACUUUGCGAAUGCAACCGACCGCACGAGAUGGGAGAGCUCGGGUACCACGUGUGCCGCUUUUACGGCUUCUUCUCAUGUCGAAGCUGCGGCAACGACUGGGAGAGCGGGCGCACACACGUCGAUCUCGGCCGCAAGGCUUGCAGCGAGACGCAGUUCGGUUGCCCGCCGGUCGCGUGCGACGGACCGUACCCACCGUGGUGCGUCAUCGAGUCGCUGCCGUGCACCGACCCUGACCCUGAUUCCGGCGGAGAUUGGAUUCAUUGCGAGCCGGAGUAUUCGCCACCGCCGCCGCCGCCGCCCUUUUCUUUUCUUCGCAUCGGCGCCCUCUUGCCGCGGCAGCUGCCAAGCGGCGAGUUGAUGCACCUUGGCCGGGCAGAGGAGCUGACGUCCGUGCUCAUGGCAAUCGAGGAAAUCAACAACAAAACAGACGGCGUGGCGGACGAUCUGCUUCCAAACACGCAGCUUUUGCUCGCGCAGCUGGACUCGCGCUGCGACCCGGCAUUCGGCAGCGACGCGGCCUACCAGCUACUGCACCACGCGUUUGACGGCGCCGGCUGCGACGCGCUGGUUGGUGCAUACUGCUCAAGCGCGUCCAUCCCCGCUGCGAGGCUGGCGGAGCUGACGGCCACCCCGCAGGUCUCUCACUCCUCUCAGAGCCCGGAAUUGAGCGGCGACGACUUUCCCUUCUUUGCGCGGGUUGUCACCUCUGACUCCCUCAUGGCUGUGGCUUUGGCUGAGGCCACUCGAAAUCUCCUCGGCGUCAAGCGCGUGGCCACCAUUGCGUGCACGGACGCAUACUGCACCGCCGGCGUGGCGGCCUUUGAGGCGGCUGCGUCUGCUCAAGGAAUCACCGUCCUUGAGUCCGUCCGCUUCGAAAACGGUCAGAGCAACCUCGGCGAGCCCCUCGCUGCUUUGCGCGCCUCGUGUGCGACCGUCUUUGUCACCAUUGCUCAAGCAGAGGAUGCAGAUCGCCUUUUGGAGCAAGCCCUCGGUGCACGGCUCGUCGGCCCUGAAUUCACCUGGGUUGGCGACAUCGGUCUGUUAGGAGGGCUGGGCUCACUGGCCGGCCGUGGCCUCCCCGUGGACGAUUUCCGCGGAAUACUCGCGAUCACAAACUCAAUUGCGCCAAGCGUGGCGUACGACGGCUACGCCUCUCGCAAGCGCGCGCGGCCAUCCACGCUCGGCGACGGGACAAAUUGCGACCCGGCAGACGACGACGAGGGGCACAAACUCUGGUCAGUUGAUACGGAUGAGGAUAGAGCGCCACGCUGCUUCGGUGCCAACAAUCAGUUUCCCGAGAGCGUCUAUGCCCCGAGAGCUUACGACGCUGUGUACGCUGUGGCGCACGCAGUCCAAGCGCUGGUGGACGACCCGUUGGUUCAGCGUAUCGACGGCGACGCUUUGAUGGCGGCCCUUCUCGCCGUCCGGUUCGAGGGCGUGACGGGCAAAAUCUCCUUCUCGUCCGAGCCGGCCACCCUCGGCGAUCGCGCGGAUGGCGUCCUUUACGACGUGUUGAACGUGAACGCGUCAGGCGCGUGGGUCAAGCUGGGCACCUGGCAGCCGGCCGACAACUGGGAGCAGAGCUUUGCCGGCAACGGUCAGGCGCUGACGAGGCCAACGCCCGACAACAGCAAGCCGCCAGAACUCGUGGGCGAUACGCUGCGCGUCGGAGUCUUUUGUGAUCAUUCGCCUUUGUCCUUCGUAUACGAGCAAUGCCAGCACAUGAUGCACAUCAUUGACCGGAUCAAUGACAAGAAGGACGGCUUCCUCGAUGACUUACUUCCGGAUCACAGGCUCUUUUACUCUAUGGUUCAGGCAGGGGUCGGUUGUGAAGAGACUGAGGAAUCCAUGCGAAGCAAAUUCGAUCAGCUGUAUUCCGACUUGAAUGGAGUCGUCGCCACCAUCGGCCCGUUCUGCUCGGAUGACGUGGCUGCUGUGACAGCCGCCGAGUGGCGCGCUGGAGCCGACAUCUCCACCGUUGUGCUCUCGCCGUCGUCGACGGCUCCGAUCUUGGCGAACGUGGGCGCAUACCCGAACCUGUUGCGCCUCUCGAGCAACGACAAGCACAUCGCGUCUGCCCUUGCAGCACUCGCAGAGCGGCUGAGAUGGCAAGCCAUUUGCGUGCUCCAUGACGACAGUCUAUGGGGACGUGGGGCCAUGCAGUCUUUCACCUCAGCCUUUGAGAGCUCAGGUGGGAAAGUCGUGAACAAUGGUACGGCGGAAUUUUCCAAGGCAGCUUUUGACGGCGGCAACUUGACAGGGAGCAACCUGCUCGACCAGCUCGAAGACUGCCCUUCGCAAAUCAUCCUCCUUGUUGCCUACCCGGCUGCGCAGCGGGCGGUGUUUGCUGCCGCCUAUGACGAAGACCGGCUUUGGGGGCCGGGCUACGCUUGGCUCAACGCGUAUCCGGCUGAGUCGGCCUUCUACAAUGCAGAUGGCUCGGUGAACACCGCGUCCGACCUCAGCCUCAAGUAUCGGGCGCUGUGGGAUGAGGUGUCGAGCAGUCAAGGCUGCACCAACAUGAGCCCGCAGUCCCGACCCUUCUGCGACCACGACGACGACGCCUCGACCCUUCCCGAUUACACGGCAAUGCACGUGGAUGCAGUGAUCAAGCUCGCAGUCUCUGCCGAUGCUACGAUCCGCAACGGCUCACGGCCAGAAGACGCAGAUGCGCUGUUUGCGACGAUGCUGGCAGCUGACACCGUUACGGGGCUGAGUGGGCCUAAUGUUUUCGACGCCAGCGGAGAUCGACUCGGCACCUUAAACGUGCUCAACUACCGGCUGCUCACCGAAGCUUCUCAGUCAGGGCGCCGCCUUGGCGUAUUUCUACCGCGUUCGUUGCUUGAGUUCUCAAUCGUGGGCAGCUACUCUACCGCAACCUCGACGCUGCAGCUACCAGACGUUGGCGCUCUCGUCUUUUCGGGAGGGUCGACGGAGGUGCCACAGCACUCCUCCCCUCCUCCGCCGCCUCCGCCGCCAUCACCUCCUCCUGAGCCGCCGUUGAGCACUGGAGUACUCGUCGUGAUCGUCUUGCUUUCGUUCCUGACCCCCGUCGUCGUGAUUUGGGUCGCCGUUCGAGAGUGGCGCCGUCGGCGGGAGCGCGAGCACGAACGGACAAGACGGCAGUGGCUGAGAUAUCUCUCAACGGGACAGCCCGUGCAGCUGGAGCCGCUCACAGACGGCAACAAGUACCAUCUCUUUCUGUCCCAUUCGUGGCUUUCCGGACAGGAUGCUGUCCGAGUGAUGAAGGAACGGCUGCUCGAUCUGUUGCCAGACACGAAGAUCUUUCUCGACGUGGACGACUUGGCGUCCGGGCGAGGCGCAGCCGAGGUUGCUGUGUCCAAGAUCCUCAUCGUCUUUAUGUCGGAUGGCUACCUCACGCGCCCCAACACCGUGCGCGAACUGCUUCGGGCGAUGACCCUUGAAAAGAGCAUCAUCACCGUCUUCGAUGAGCGCAGCGUCUACAUGGACAAAGAUGUGCUCAGAGCAGCGAUCGACGCAGCUUGCCUGAACCUUUCGAGGUGGGCUCUCGACGGCGCCUUGGCGAGCUGGGGCACAGAGGUCCCAACUGCGGCCGACAUCUUUGCUGCGCUGACAGCCCGGCCUCUGCUGUGGACUCGUGUUCCAGCUUUCAUGAACGUCACUUUGCACGCGUGCGUGACACCGCUGGUUCAGCCCAAGGCGCCCAUGAUGCAAUCUGUCCCGUCUUGGGCGCCCAUGUUGCGACCAAGCGCAGACGGGAAAGCGGUUCUCUCCCCGGAGGCGCUCGAGCGCGCAAUCGAGAUGACGCAGACUGCUGCUGAGCCUGGCGCGGCGGCUUCGAUGAGGCUGUACACGCGAGCCGGCAUCAGCUUCACCUGGCAGAGGCUCCGCGUUGGAGAGAGCUUUCGAAUCUACGCCAGCCCACACAACCCCGGCGCGCUCGAGCUCACCCAGGAGCUGUCUUGCCUGCUGCAGCACCUCGACAUAGAGCUCGAAGUGACGACCUCCGUCGCCGACCUCACGGCCUGCAGCCACAUGCUGCUGUACCUCGACAAGCGCACCUGGACGGACGAUGACCAGCGGAUAGCCGCGCUCUCGAGCGACGUGAAGGCCGCCCUGGCCAGGCGCGUCCACCUGCUUCUGGUUCACGAGAGCGAGCCGUUUGAGUACAUGGAGGGCAGCCACGCCGGCGUCAAGUUCGACGACCUCCUUGACUGCGUGGAUGGCGGCACCCCCAUAGAGCUGCUUCAGCGACAGGUCUACUCGGAGGUUGCGGUGCCGCUCAAAGAAGGCAUCUAUCGGCCCGCAAGCCUGCUGCUGCUCGCACGCGCUGUCAGCGACCAGACGCGGGCUUCGGCGCUGCGACAGCUCACUUCUUCGUCCAAAGAGCUGCGCCUGCCCUCUACGACUUUGGCGGAGGGCAGUGCAAGUCUGAUGAGCCGGACGAAACAUGACCGCUCGAGCCGGCAGAGCACCACACUACAUGGACGGAGGGCGCUCCCUCUCUGAGGGUUACCUGCCCGGCAUUUGGGCACCACUUCUCUUUGCUCACUCUACAGUCGUUGCCAAGGUAAGCUAGCAUCUUUGGUACGGCUGUGAGCGCAGCCGCCUCGUCCUCUGUCGUCCUAGAUAAUGUACAAUUGCAAUUGU
Molecule: messenger RNA, 6060 nt
Organism: Emiliania huxleyi CCMP1516
Lineage: Eukaryota; Haptophyta; Isochrysidales; Noelaerhabdaceae
Exons: 6
Coding region: 1-5919 (1972 amino acids)
Biological process (GO): G protein-coupled receptor signaling pathway
Cellular component (GO): membrane
Molecular function (GO): G protein-coupled receptor activity
Source: RefSeq, a predicted model, not a curated record